AGCUCGUUGGCCAACUUCCCACCCCUUUCUUUGCGGCCAGGGGAGGCACACCCCGGGCUAAUGCGCAAGCGCCGUUCCUUCCCGCUCGCGGUGGCGGUCUCGUUACGCAUGCUCGGGUGGCGGAGGGAAACUGCACGCUGGAGAAGCAUUUAAAUCCUGGAGAUAGCAACUCGGCGUCAUGGCCAGCAGCCCCAAUGAGGAUGCAGAAGGAAGCAGAGUGCGUAAUAACCACUCACUUACGAUCACCUAUGUGAAAGGAGACCUUUUUGCAUGCCCCAAAACAGACUCUCUAGCCCACUGUAUCAGUGAGGACUGUCGCAUGGGCGCUGGGAUAGCUGUCCUCUUCAAGAAGAAAUUUGGAGGGGUGCAGGAACUGUUAAAUCAACAAAAGAAAUCUGGAGAAGUGGCUGUUCUGAAGAGAGAUGGGCGAUACAUAUAUUACUUGAUUACAAAGAAAAGGGCUUCACACAAGCCAACUUAUGAAAACUUACAGAAGAGUUUAGAGGCCAUGAAGUCCCAUUGUCUGAAGAAUGGAGUCACAGACCUCUCCAUGCCCAGGAUUGGGUGUGGUCUUGAUCGUCUGCAAUGGGAAAAUGUAUCCACAAUAAUUGAGGAGGUGUUUGAGGCAACAGACAUCAGAAUUACUGUGUACACACUCUGAACAGAUGAGCAUUUUGGAUGUGACCAUGUUUUCCUGUGUCAUUCCUACUGGGCCACAGGACUGGGCAAACUGACUUCAAAAAUGAUCAGAGGAAAGUUUCAUGUGAAAUUGUCUGUGUCACAGGCCAUGCUUGGGUUUCUGUAUUCCCAUGAUUGGACUGGGACUCCGAAGGAGGGAUUGCUUGGGAAAUGUUGCUGUGAUUUUUUUUCUUUUCUUUUCAGCAAGGUAGGUAAUAGCCUGAUAUUAGGCAGGGAACCAGGUGUUGGGCCCUAUGAUCCUUUUUGCCCCAGGAUGCUACCUAAUUUGUUUGGCUUGCCACUAGGUGGCAGCAUUGAUUCUACUUCUCUGCUGUUUCAGAGAAAUUUCAGGAAGAAUAACUUUCAGUUAAUUUUGCAUUUUUUGUCAUUUGUGCAUUGACGUUGUAUUAUCCGUAUGCCCUCAAAUUCAUCCUAGGAAAGAAUUUUGAGGUGCGUUUCUUUUGUUUAAAUUACAAAAAUGGAUUUUUACAUUGUUAACAAGGAAUUUGUGGGGGGAAAAGUGGGAAAAUAAAUAUCUUCUUGGGCUACA
This is a messenger RNA of Myotis myotis, 1228 nucleotides long. RefSeq names its product O-acyl-ADP-ribose deacylase 1 (gene OARD1). NCBI's taxonomy places the organism in Eukaryota, Metazoa, Chordata, Mammalia, Chiroptera, Vespertilionidae. The record is from RefSeq and is a predicted model, not a curated record. The coding region runs from base 179 to 661 and encodes 160 amino acids. The transcript has 6 exons. Gene Ontology annotation, biological process: peptidyl-glutamate ADP-deribosylation.